AUGACGUGCGGCGACAUCUUUCUGGGCCUGUUGGCCAUAAUCUUCCCUCCUCUCGCCGUCUGGGUCAAGCGCGGCAUCUGCAGCGCCGACAGCCUCAUCAACAUCCUGCUCUGUGUUCUCGGCUACAUCCCCGGCCUUCUGCAUGCCUGGUAUAUUAUUGCUCGCUUCCCCGAAGAAGAGUACGACUAUGAGCAUCUGCCAGACAGCGAGAACCGAGUCACAUAUUACUACGUUUCGCACCAGCCCGGCCAACCUCGCGAUUAUGGCACUCAGGGUGGCCAACAAAGACAGCCCAAGCCAAAUUCUGCGGCACCACAGGUUCCACAGCACUCCAGGCCAGAGCCGAGUGGGCCGAGUGUGGGAGCUGGCACUAGCGAGCAGGGUGCGCCGCCCAGUUACUCGGAUGUGGUGAAGGGUGACAACAAGGUGCAGAGCCAGGACUGA
Cyphellophora europaea CBS 101466 is the source of this 444-nucleotide messenger RNA. RefSeq lists its product as uncharacterized. Bases 1 to 444 code for a protein of 147 amino acids. Gene Ontology annotation, biological process: endosome transport via multivesicular body sorting pathway. NCBI's taxonomy places the organism in Eukaryota, Fungi, Ascomycota, Eurotiomycetes, Chaetothyriales, Cyphellophoraceae. Gene Ontology annotation, molecular function: ubiquitin protein ligase binding. The record is from RefSeq and is a predicted model, not a curated record. The transcript has a single exon. Gene Ontology annotation, cellular component: fungal-type vacuole membrane; fungal-type vacuole lumen.